AUGACUAUUUUUCUAUCCCUUGUGUAUAUGAAGGUUUUUUCCUGAAGGAGAUUCCGAAUGAGUCGUCCUCUUUUUCUCCAAAUUGUAAAUGAGGUUGAACAGCACGAUCCAUACUUCAUCCAAACAACAGAUGUCAUUGGAGUUCUCGGUUUGUCAUCCCUUCAAAAGAUAAUAGUUGCUUAUAGAAUUCUUGCUUACGGAACACCGACAGAUUCUGUGGAUGAAUACAUUAGAAUUAGAGAAAGCACUGUCAUACAGAGUCUAAGAAGGUUUAUGAAAGCUGUUAUUGCAGUGUUUGGCGACCAUUACUUGAGGUCACCAAACAAUAUCGAUAUUGUCCAAUUGUUACAAACGGGGAAACAACUUGGCUUUCUCGGCAUGUUAGGGAGUAUUGAUUGCAUGUAUUGAAAGUGAAAAAAUUGUCAUACCGCGUGGCAAGGUAUGUAUACUGGUCAUUGUCAUGAACCAACAAUCAUUUUAGAAGCUGUGGCUUCUCAAGAUCUUUGGAUAUGACAUAUAUUAUUUGAAUUUUCUGAUUCCUUGAAUGACAUAAAUGUUCUAGAUAGGUCCCAUAUU
Ilex paraguariensis (yerba mate) is the source of this 576-nucleotide messenger RNA. Lineage: Eukaryota; Viridiplantae; Streptophyta; Magnoliopsida; Aquifoliales; Aquifoliaceae. The record is from the annotation of a GenBank genome assembly.